Molecule: messenger RNA, 3548 nt
Organism: Nematolebias whitei (Rio pearlfish)
Lineage: Eukaryota; Metazoa; Chordata; Actinopteri; Cyprinodontiformes; Rivulidae
Product: rho GTPase-activating protein 12
Exons: 16
Coding region: 63-2543 (826 amino acids)
Biological process (GO): regulation of GTPase activity; signal transduction
Cellular component (GO): cytoplasm
Molecular function (GO): protein binding
Source: RefSeq, a predicted model, not a curated record
CAGCCAUGGUAAUACAUGUUCCCCUGCUGUGCUGAGCUGCCUUGAGGACGGUCGGAGGCGUCAUGGCAGACUUGCCUAUUGCCCCGGGCGAGAUCUACAUAGAAGUGGAGUACGACUAUGAGUACAAGUCCAAGGAUCGCCUCAUUAGCAUCCGGGAGGGGGAAUGCUACAUGCUAGUCAAAAAAACGAACGAGGACUGGUGGCAAGUGAGGAAAGAUGAAGCAACUAAACCUUUUUAUGUACCUGCUCAGUAUGUCAGAGAAGUCCGUAAAGCCCUCAUGCCACCUCCUAAACCUAUCGCGCAUUCUGGAAACGCACAUCCUAAAAGUGGUGCUAAAAAUCCAACCAGUUCGGAGCUGGGACCUGCUGAAAAUCUUAACAGACAAAAAUCCAAAUCCCGGCGUUCUCCUGCACACACUGCCACAUCAGGCAACUUCAGUCCGCCGAUAUCCCGCAGGAACAGUAACCAUCACGUUCCCACCACCCCGACAGAACGUGAACGACCUCAGCAUGAAAUCCUUGUCCCAGUCGGUGGCCCCCUGGCUCCUCACAAAGAGGGGUUCAGCACACUUCCUCGAAGUCGAGCCCGAUCCCCUGAUAUUGGGAGAGCUCCUCUGGACGUGGACAGCACCCAGCUCUGUGACUCUGCAGGGGAAGAGAGACGCACCAACGACUCAGAGUCUGGAGACGAACUGAGCAGCUCCUCCGCUGAACUUCUUCAGAUAGAUCCUUUAGUCUACACCAACCUCCAGGAGCUGAAGAUUUCCCAGAAAGCCCUGCCACCUCUGCCAUCCGGUCCUCCCCUCUUCAUAAAUGAUGACUGGGAGACCUACAAAGACCUCGGCGGUCGACACUACUACUACAACCGCUCAACACAGGAGAGGACCUGGAAGCCCCCCCGAACCAGGGACGCCAGCACUGGCAGCUCCAGAGAAAAUGGGCACAGCUCUGGUGAAAACUCUGAGACCACUCCUCUGUCGCUCUCGCCGUCCUUCCUUCCCUUCCUGUCGCUCUCCAACGGUCUCCUCCAGCCUCUGUCUUCAGAGGACGCCUGCUUCAGUACCUACUCUAGCCAAUCAGACAGUCGGUAUGGGUCGCCGCUGCGUGGCUGGUCAGAGGAGAUGGACGAGUUCGGCCACACGCUGUACAUCAGCGACUAUACAAACGAGAAGUGGUUAAGACAUGUUGACGACCAGGGAAGACCUUAUUACUACAGCGCUGAUGGCUCCAGGUCAGAAUGGGAGCUGCCGAAGUAUAAACUCUCCCCACCUCAGCCGUCUGGAGACGUGCUGAAGAGUCGCAGUCUGGACAGGAAAAACGUGGAUCCCAUCGUCUUGACGAAGUGGAGACACAGCACCUACGCUCUGGACUCGAACGAAAAGCCAUCUGAAAAGUGUGGCAUCCUGAACGUGACGAAAAUCACAGAGAAUGGAAAGAAAGUACGGAAGAACUGGACGUCUUCGUGGACGGUCCUCCAAGGUUCAAUGCUGCUGUUUGCCAAAGGACAAGGAGGUGGGACCAGCUGGUUUGGAGGCGGUCAGUCCAAACCAGAGUUCACUGUGGAUCUGAAGGGAGGGUCAGUGGACUGGGCCUCGAAAGACAAGUCAAGCAAGAAGCACGUUCUUGAGCUGAAGACUCAGCAGGGCACAGAGCUGCUCAUCCAGUCCGAUAAUGACGGCACGGUCAACGACUGGCUCAAAGCGCUGCAGGACGCCAUCAUCACACAUGUCUCUGAUUCUGACGACAGCAACGGGGAGGACAAGUCCGAUUCCCCUGACCAGGAGAAGCACGACAAGGAGAAGGCCAUCAAAGUCUCCAAGAAAAAUAAAUCUAUGAAGUCGGCGACCAGCGUGGACGUAUCGGACAACAAAAAGACCAAAAAGAAGCUGAUGCACUUCCUGACCCGUCGUCCAACGCUGCAGGCCGUCAGAGAUAAGGGCUACAUUAAAGAUCAGGUGUUUGGCUCCAGCCUGUCCAGUCUGUGUCAGCAGGAGAACACCACGGUACCGAUCUUCGUGAAGUUGUGUAUCGACCACGUGGAGAGCAACGGUCUGAACGUCGAUGGGCUGUACAGAGUUAGCGGAAACUUGGCUAUCAUACAAAAACUACGAUUUGCUGUUAAUCACGAUGAGAAGGUGAACCUUGCAGACGGGAAGUGGGAGGACAUCCACGUGACCACUGGAGCUUUAAAGAUGUUUUUCAGAGAGCUGCCGGAGCCGCUCUUCACCUACGCCAUGUUCAACGACUUCGUCAGCGCCAUCAAGAUUCUGGACUACAGACAGCGAGUGCUCUCCAUUAAAGAACUGGUCAAACAGCUGCCCAAACCCAACCACGACACCAUGCAGGCGCUCUUCAAACACCUCAGAAAAGUCGUUGAGCACGGGGAGGAGAACCGAAUGACCACUCAGAGCGUAGCCAUCGUGUUCGGCCCCACGCUGCUGCGGCCCGAAACGGAGUCCUUCAACAUGGCUUUCAACAUGGUUUAUCAGAACCAGAUCGUGGAGCUUAUACUGCUGGAGUAUGAGAACAUUUUUAGCAGGUAGACACAGGAGGAAAGAGCUUUUUCUUUUUUUUUAGUUUUGUUAUCCGUAUGCAGAGCUCCUCCUCAUCCACCACGGUCCUGAAAAAAUAAAAACGCAUCCUGGCCCGGCUCGGCUCUUCAUCUGAAGCCAACUUAUUUACUGAUCGUUUGCUUUUCGGACAACACCCGGAGCAAAUGUCUCCUGAGCUGAAACGUCCAACAGUUGACCAAAAACUUUGACUCUCUACACUAAGCUUAAUACUUUGUUCUGCUUGUGCCACUUUACUGCAAACGUUCUUCCUGUCCUGACUGGAUAAACAUGUGGAUUAUAUGUUAUAAACAUGUGGGACAAUCAGCUGCCGAACAGAUGGGGAGUAAAGGAGCAGCAGAGUCCAGCCUGCUGAACGGGACCUGCACGAACUGUACUGUAAAUCUUAUAGUCUCUCCUGUAUGAGUCGCACCUGGGAGGAAAUCAAACGGCUCCGUUAUCUUCAGGCUAAAUUAAAGGUGAGCUAAAGCUAGAACAAUGUGGGGGGGGGGGGGGGUGUUUGUCCUUUUUUUUUACAGUUUUAUUUUAAACGUUCGUCUCGAGUCUGCUUCUCAUCUGUAUUUUUGUUUCUGAGAAACAAGAUGGAGGCUCUGUGAACGCCUGAGAGUUCGUCGUCUCUGUAUUAUUUCUGCACGCCACCUUCUCAGUUUGACUCGUAGAACAAAUCGUCUCGCAGCGCCGGUGCGAGCGACACGGCAGUACUCGCGUGCGUCUUCACGACUAACCGAUGGCAGAAUAUUUUGGCGGACAGCCUCUGAACUGUACAGUGUUUGUGCGUGAGGGUGGAGCAGACGGAUGGAUGGACUUACUGACAAAAUGUUGUACAAAUGGUAAAUAUGAGUUUGUAUGCCUUGAGUGUUCAAAAUGAAACACGAGGGAGAGAUCACUAUGUUGUAACAUGUGAGGAAUAAAAUUGUGAACUGGGGGAGGUUUACAUGUGAGCUGAGAUGGCUUUAUCAAACUGGAAUAAAUAAUUCU